GAAUGCUGUAUUCCAAAGGAGUUUACUAGACAACGAUUUUAUUCUGAAAUAGAAAGAGAAGGUCUUGGGGAAUGGAAAGGACAAUUAUAUUCCAAAUGGGAUGUAGUUAUUUAUGAAGCUAUUCAAGGAUUACAACAAUAUUUAAGGGGGGAGAAAUUGGGAGUUAGUAGGAAAGAUGUCGUUGAUUAUAUUCGAAAAAGUUUACCAGUUCCACAAAUCGAUUCAGAAGCUGGCCCAGGCCCAUCUACUCAAGCCCAUAGAGAGGAGGUAUUACAAAACAAUUCUGUUAACGAAUCAAAUAUUACCCAAGAAGAGAUCGAUUUACUUAUUGCAUUGGGUUUAAUAGAAGAACCAGAGAUUGAAGAAUCCUGGCCUGAAUUGGGAGGUACUCUUUUAGCAGAUAAGGCAAAGAGUAAAAAAUUUAUAUCACGUUAUAGAGAUUCAGGAUUAGCAAGUAUUACAGUUAAACCACCACCAGGUGAUAUAAUCUUCGAAGAGACUAAGGUUGGAGAUCCGGAAAGAGAACAUUCAAGUUUAUCUUCAUUAAGUAAAUGGCAGGCAAUUGUUCCGUCAUAUGAAAAUCCUGCAUAUGCUUUCAAUGCACCAAUAGAUAAUCCCGAAAAAUAUGCAGAAGCUCCAUAUAUGCCCCAGCUCAUGGCAUCAGCUCGAGAACAAAUUACAAGUGUACUUAAAGCUGAACUUUGA
Entrophospora candida is the source of this 705-nucleotide messenger RNA. The record is from the annotation of a GenBank genome assembly. Lineage: Eukaryota; Fungi; Glomeromycota; Glomeromycetes; Entrophosporales; Entrophosporaceae.